This is a messenger RNA of Meleagris gallopavo (turkey), 1470 nucleotides long. The record is from RefSeq and is a predicted model, not a curated record. NCBI's taxonomy places the organism in Eukaryota, Metazoa, Chordata, Aves, Galliformes, Phasianidae.
CUCGGUUCCAGGUGUAAAUCGAAGCGGAGGUGCUUUGCUCCGGCGGCGUUCUACAGACCCUUCGGCGAGGCGGCGGCGGGGGCGCUGAGUUUAUCCCAGUUCCGAGAGCUGCAGGAAAGCGACAGAGAGACCGCAGCGCUGCGGGAGUUGGGGCUGUCGGAGCCCGAGAUCGCGCUAUGGAAGAACCGCGCUGCGGGGAAGCACUCCGGGCUCGGAGCGGCCCCCGAAGCCGUGCAGGAGCGCCUCAACGCCAUCCAGGAGAAGAUGGACGAGCGGCAGCGCAUCCUGGAGCUGCCCCAGAGGUUUGCUGGCAGCAAGCAGCUGAGCCGGAGGGAGAUGGAGAUCGAGAAUGCUCUCUUCCAGGGAACGGACCGGCACUCCUUCCUGCGGGCGCUGUACCACCAAGAUGACGCUCAAAGGAUAACAGAUGAGAAGGACCCCAUGAUUCACCUGGACAGUGUUUACCAAGAGCUGCUGGGCAAGCAGCCGCCUGGAGAGGUCCAACCAUCCACAAGUGCUGCGUGCUCGCUGCCUGCCGCUGCCCUGCAGGGCCCUGACACUGAGGAGUCAUCACCUCCCAACCAGGAAGAGCAGCCAGGCCAGAAAGGAAGCCCCAGCCCUCCUCCAGCAAAGCCCCACCAGUCCCCUCCAGGGCCUGUGACUAUAAAGGAGCCUGUAGAGUUCAUCCCAGAGGAGGAGAUCUGCAAGAACCGGCUCUCUGAGGAGGAACUCCGCAAUAUACCUCGGUUUUCUUCCUACCACCCUGGGGAGCCCAAUAAGGUGCUGUAUGUGAAGAACUUGGGUCCUCGUGUGACCAUGAAGGACCUGGUGUCACUGUUUGCUCGGUUCCAGCAGGAGGACAGCAGGCCCAUCCAGUUCCGCCUGCUGAGCGGCCGCAUGCGGGGUCAGGCCUUCAUCACCUUCCCUGAUAUUCAGUCGGCCCAGGAUGCGAUGCUCUUGGUGAAUGGGUACAGACUGCAGGGGAAGCCAAUGGUGAUUGAAUUUGGGAAAAGCAAGGAGCCGUCGACACAGGCUGAGGCAGCUGCUCCCUCCUCUGCUGGAGCAGCGCCCACUGCCACGUAAGGGCUGCAGGACCUCGUGGACUUGAGCAGGCCCUGGGACCGCCUCGCUCAGGACUGGUGGGAGCUCAAGUGCAGCUCCGUGCACCUGCAGUGGCAGGGUGAGGGCUGAAUGCAGCCUCGAGGAGGGUGGUGCUGAGGAAGCAGCGUUCUCCGCCCUGCUGGCACGUGAGGAUCUUCAGGAAGGCCAGAGUUGUGUUUUCACGUGCUGUUCUGACACUGCUGUUGGGGUGCUCCACCUGUCUGCAUUCUCAGCCCUUUGAGGCGAGGAAGAGGAGGGGAAGCUACAUGUGUUUAUAUUGUGUAUUUCUACAUCUUUAUUUGCAUGUCAGUGUGUUCCUUUGAGAGAAAAGGGACUAGUGUGGAAGAGGGCACGAUUUUUCAGACUUGA